AUGCAAAAAAGACGAGCUGAUCCCACUCUUCCUUUAAUCAUUCAAAAUGGCGUGUGUGCAAUAUCUCACGAUCUCAGCGAAGCGUUUCAGAGUGGUGAACGAAACGAAAUUAUUCGGACGUUGGAACGAAACGAACAUUUAUUAGGCAAAUUAUUAGUCAUUUCAAGGUGGCUUGGUCGUAACCCAGUUCUUCACGACAUCACGACGUUCAACGCUAUUUGCCACCAAUCAAUCCUCCAACUCCACUCCAAUAUCAAAGAAUUCAACCGAAAUGCAAACGAGACCGUCAUGCAACGACGGGGAUUUCCACACAUCGUCACUGCACUUCAAGUUCUACUUAACGGGACGUUUCCACUCCCUGAAAUACCUUACCAAGUCCCCGACUAUUACGUUGUGAAAGCGAAAAUUAAUCGAUAUCUCCGGAAGUAUUUGUACACCAAUUAUCAAGCGAUUCAAUGUGAUAAAGUCGAUAUUGUAGAGGGAGUGAUGAUGAUAACAAAAACGAAUUCGUUUACAUGUUGGGUCACUGUGGGGAACCCAGACAGUCUUUUUUGCAAGAAGAUUCCCCCGUUUUGGUCUAUUGUCGAACUCCAAUUUUUUACACCACAAAAGGCGGUGGCAAGUGACGAAUUGGUCAACGAAGUUAAUGUCAAAUUGGGGAGUGCGGAAUUCAUGGAGAAUACAAUACCAAAGAUGAUCAACGUCCUCGAUGCGAAGGCGAAAAACGCACAUUUCGAGGCACUUGUCGAACUUACAAAGAGCAAACUGAUUAUCGAGAAUUUCCCGAAAAUGGUGACAAGUGUAGUUACGAAUACAACGGAAAAAGUACUGAAAAUUAAUUAUUGGAGCAAUGCAAUGUACUUGGAGUAUCACUUGAGGACCAAGACUUCGGAAUUUUUUGUGUCACACAACGGGAUCGUCAAACUGAAAAUCGACACAACAAAAACUCUGUUUGAACAACUGGUGUUUGUAGCAAGGGAAAGUGCGAAACAAACAAGACGCGUAUUUUGGGAAGCGCUUCAAAAGGACUUUUCUGAUGAAGUCAUUCUUGCGGACAUUCAAAUUGCACCAUUCACUGGGAAAAUCACACUCGUUUCACACUUUUUGCCAAAGGAAAUCACUGCGUAUUACGCAGAUAUGAUGACAAAAAUACCACUCGACCAACUCCACCCCGUUUAUAAUGACUUGUACGCACACACGAGACUCUCCCAAAUCUACCAAGGGGCUUCGCUCUUCUUUAUCGAAAAAGAGUUGGUCAGAGUCGGGCCAGAAAUGGUUGAACCGAUUGAAACCCAUACAAAGAAGUUUGAUCAAAUACGUGGGGAGGUGUUGAUUCCUCGUGUUUUCCAAAACAGUGAAGUACUUCAAAACGUUGUGUGUGGGAUGCUUUUCAAAAUUCAAAUGUCUGAGGAUCGGUCGCUCAUAUUCUUUGUCACGAAAAAAACCAAUGAGGUGACCAAGAAAAAGGAAGAGACGAUGGUGUGCGUUGGAUUUAAAGGAGCUGAUGGUGUGAAUUACUCGUCGUGCUCAAAAGAAGUGUUCAGUCAAACACUGCCGUUUUAUGUUGAAAAGGUCUAUCGAUUUUGCUCGGAGUCGUAUUCAAAGUAUUCAACCAAAAUGUAUAUGGAAUCAUUCAAAGACAAAUUCCCAAAGACGUUAGCAAGUUUAAAUUCGUCAGUUACGUCAUCGAAAACAAAGAGUGGGUUCAUUCUCUUCAACUCGAAUUUGCCAUUUAUGGCGACUAUUGAACAACCACCCGAUGAUGAGUAUUACAUACUCUCUGUUGGGCUGAAAAGUGUCAAUUUGGAUAAGUUCAAACCGAGUAAUCGUGUGCAGAUACAAGACAAAUACAUCCGCUUUAUGAUACCAAAGAGAAAUGUUGACACUGAUGUCAUUGAAGGUACCGAGGCGUUUAUUAAGUUCAUACACGUCGUUGCGUUUGCGGUCAAAUGCGUCGAGAGGUUGGUUUCGUUCAGCGAGAACACAAUUGUUUUCAAAGGGUUUUCGAUUGAGUUUGUGUCACAGACAUUUGACACGAUUCAAAUAGUCACGACAUUGAACGAGGAGUACAUACACUUGUCGGAGAUACUCAAGUUUGAGUUCUUUGAUUCGCCGAAAGGGGAGGGAAAUAAAAAGAGUAUUGCGCUGUCGAAUUGCAACUCUUUACUGAACAGUUUGAGUAUGUUUACCCUUUACUUUGACUCAAUUCUGGAAGUACUGAAAGGGAUGAACAUGUCGUGUGUAUCUGUUAAUGUCAUGGAAUUUUCCUCUGUCACUUUGUUUAUUAGCACGGAAGAUGAGAAAGCAAAUGAUCAGACGUUUGUCAUCUUCUUUUCAUUUAUUCCGAAGAUGGAGGACAAGACGAUGAAUUUGCACCACAAGACACUCGACAACUUUGGGAAGAAAAAAUUUCCAUUGGAGGUGUUUAAAGAGACGAUGAAGCAAAUACCAAACAACUUUAAAGUGAAUGAAAUUGAAAAGUACAUGAAAAUGUUAUUGGGAUUGAUUCACAUCAUGUUGGUGAUUGAAUUUGUAUGCAACCAAACAACGCGUUCGAUUGAGAACCGGAACUACCGAAUAUCAAUUCGACAAGAUUUAUCACUCAAGUUACCAACUUGUAUCCCACUUGACACGCUUGUGACAGCUACACUCAUCCAAACACCACAGCCAGACCCAUUCACCAAAUUCUUCAACGCAAAGUUUUCAAAUCCUUUGAAGAGUGGGAUGUUGAUUGAUGCGAAAAACUUGAUGAACUUCAUUGCGAAGAAGACAACAGUCAUGAAAAACUUCACGGACAUCGAGCCCUUGGCGACGUUGUGUGGGAACUCCCUGUCUGUUGAAAAGAUGAAGAACAUCUACGAUUUCACUUUGGAAGAGCAGAACAACAUUUUCAUUAUCCACAUAUUUGUGUAUUCGAACGAACAGAAUUACAUUCGAAAGAACCCCCAACACAAAAUGUUGAUCAACUACAUGCAAGGCAAGUUCACAUUUGGGUGUGACCAAGCGGACACCCUCAUGGCACAAGUUGUCAGUGCAGGGAUGAGAAAUAGCGUGAGCACAUUCAGGCAGAUGGUCAUGCUACUCCAAGAGAGUUUUGAGUCGGAGGAGGUUGUAUAA
Entamoeba invadens IP1 is the source of this 3117-nucleotide messenger RNA. RefSeq lists its product as hypothetical. Gene Ontology annotation, biological process: regulation of transcription by RNA polymerase II. Gene Ontology annotation, cellular component: mediator complex. Bases 1 to 3117 code for a protein of 1038 amino acids. The transcript has 4 exons. Gene Ontology annotation, molecular function: transcription coregulator activity. The record is from RefSeq and is a predicted model, not a curated record. NCBI's taxonomy places the organism in Eukaryota, Evosea, Mastigamoebida, Endamoebidae.